AUGGAUUCUCAUUCCUUUGACUACUGGAUGGCUCAGGGCAACUACAUUGCUCCCCUGCCCCACCAAGCCCCCGUCUAUGACAUGCCUCCGGAUCUGUCCAAAGUCCCCAGUCUCAGCGGAUCCCCCGUUUCGUCCACAUACGACCAAUUCCCCGCCCAAAUACACCACCAAGCCUACUACCCCCACAUUGUCGACGAGCCCAUGCAAUUCGGCUCAUAUCCCAUGCCCAUGACGCCUUCGGAUUUUGGAUCCGACCACGACAGCCCGUACUGCAGUCCGCGGCCCUUGCAACAUGUCGAGCCCAGCUUUGCAGCCGUCCACACCCCGGCGCCUGCCGAGCGAACACACACCACCUCUGGCCGCCGACGAGCUCAAAAUCGCGCUGCCCAGCGUGCGUUCCGCGAGCGCAAGGAAAAGCACGCCCGAGAUCUCGAGGCCCAGCUUGCGGUGCUGAGUGAAAAGUACACCAAACUCGAGGUUUCGCACUCUGAGCUCAACGCUGCCUACGAAAAGCUCCGAAAAACCAUUGAGCUGCUCACCCAGGACGACGACGCCGAGGGAGAAGAUGACGAGGGCACUUCAACACGCCGACGAACCAGCAACUCGGAUACGCUACGCAAGCUGCUGGAAAUACUACACGGAGAGUUCAAGGGCGCCACACCAGUCAAGACGGAGAGCUCAUCAUGA
Messenger RNA from Exserohilum turcica Et28A, 687 nucleotides. RefSeq lists its product as uncharacterized. Gene Ontology annotation, molecular function: DNA-binding transcription activator activity, RNA polymerase II-specific; transcription cis-regulatory region binding. The transcript is spliced from 3 exons. The record is from RefSeq and is a predicted model, not a curated record. Bases 1 to 687 code for a protein of 228 amino acids. Lineage: Eukaryota; Fungi; Ascomycota; Dothideomycetes; Pleosporales; Pleosporaceae. Gene Ontology annotation, cellular component: RNA polymerase II transcription regulator complex.